Molecule: messenger RNA, 7553 nt
Organism: Miniopterus natalensis
Lineage: Eukaryota; Metazoa; Chordata; Mammalia; Chiroptera; Miniopteridae
Source: RefSeq, a predicted model, not a curated record
GGCGCCAACGCCGGUCGCUUUCCGCCCAAGUUAACCGCGCGAGUGUCAAGAAACCCCUCGCCCUGUGGGCCCGAAGCCUUAGCAUCGCUUUCAGGCGGGAAAGGUAUGAACAUUGUAGUGCUCGCUUAGGACCCUGCGGGAAAUCUGAGAAGCCGCCCAAGUCUUUUCGUCCCCUGAAUACUCAUGAAUUGAUUAUCACAUAGAUAACCGGAAUGUGCUUUUGCUAUAACAAUGAUCGUGGUAGAAAUAAAUGUAAGGUGGCAACCUGUUGACAGUUGUACCUGUCAAAUAUCAUCUGAUGGACUUGGGUUGCUCAUGGUAGGAAUUUGAUUUACGUUUUUGCAUGUUUGCAUGUACCUUGUUACCCGAUGCUCGAUGCUGGGCAGUCCAGUCUAGUGCUGAUGACUGCGAGGCCAACUACCAGGACAGGACCCUCUCUUUCCUGGCAGCAGAAUGGACUUCUCAGUCACCAGGCUGUGGGCAACCCCGUCACUGGCCUUCGCUCACCAAAGGGAGUGAAUGGCCAGUCGUUGGUGCUGCCUGUGAGUUGGAGGAUGACAAAAGGAAUGGAUGAGGUCAUACUGCUGCUGGGCUGGGCGGGAAGCCGCAGGAGGAGAGGCUUGACCAAAAGGCAGCAGCCACAGCUUUGUACUAUCACAGCUGUGCCUCCAUGCCAGCCCAGUAAGUGGACUCCAACAAAGGGUGCUGUCCAAGUAUGUUGGUUUUAUCCCUGUGUCAGGGAUUCAGGGAAGCCUGCUGUGAGUCUGCUGCUGGCUUACAGUCCACUUGGCAAGCAAGAUUUGCAUCCAUGUGUUAGAUCAUCUGAAGCACUAGUGAGGCCAGUGGCAAGAUGAACCAUCUUUUGAGUCCUUUAUGGCCAGGCACUGUGUGGGGCAGUUCCCAAGUGUUGUUUUAUAGUUUAACCAUGACCUUGGGGGUAGGAAACUUCUGAUUGGUUUGCCCAGUCAUGGCCUCUCCUGUAGUUGCCCUCCUCUCCUUGGUGAUCUCAUCCAGCUUCGUGACUUUAAUGCCGUCUCUCCUUGACAUCUCCAUCCCCAUCUCCAGCCCUAGCCUUCCAUCUGAACUGCAGCCUGACUUUUCUAGUGGCCUCUUCCACAUCUCUGCGUUACUUUGAUGCCAAGUAGCCAUGUCCAAACUUAAACCCCGAUCUUUACCCCAAAACACUCCUCAUGCUGCCUUCACCACCUCAGUGCAUGACAGCUCUGUUCUUGAGCUUGGAGCCACCUGGAUUCCUCUCAGGCCUACAUACAACCCUCAGGACCAUUUCGGCUUAAGCCUGGUAAGCCUCUUAAUUCUUUUUGCUCUCACCCAUGUCCUUCCCCUCAACCCCCUCCUAAAAUUCUGGACAUAGAAUGGUUCUUUUACAUUGCAGUACAGACUGGAAUCAACUUGCCUGGGUGGUAAAACAGCUCCACCACUUUUCUAGCUGUGUGACCUUGAGCAAAUUGCUUAACCUUUCAGUGCUGUGUGAGCACUGGAGAAUGAAAAUGCAUGGAGCACUUAGAACAGGGUCGGCUGAGAGCUGGCUGCCACUGCUGUCCUUGGGUCAUGUGACCUCACUGCUUGGACCUUCCUGUCCAGUGGCCCAUCUCAAGACAAGAGCCAGAGUCCUGGUCUUGCUCACCCUCACAGACUUGGCUUCCUCUCAUUCACCCUCGGCAUACUGCUCUCACCUGCCACACCACACUCCUACCCCAGGGCCUUUGUUUUCUCUGUGUGCUUGGAAUGUCCCUUCCUCACACCCCCACUACCCACUUGACUCACUCUCCUUACCUUCAGAUGGACACUGGCUGCGAGGCCUUUACUGUCCACCCUUUCUGAAGCUGCCUCCCCUUCCCCAGUUCCUUGCUUUGUUUUCUCUUGAGCACUUCUCAGUUUUUCGUAGUUGUUACUUGACCAUCUCCUGCUAAAAUGUGAGCUCUGUGGGGCACGAAUUUUGUCUGUUUGGUGUCCUCAGCAUCUAGGAUAGUGUGUGUGCACCACAUCGAAGGUGUUCAGCAAGCACUUGUUGAAUGAAUAGUCAAAGCUUGUGGAGGGAAAGUAAGAAACUUGUCCAGGACUGCCCCACUGUGGGGUUUUGCAUCUCGAGCUGUUGCCCUCUGGGGCUGGGCAGGUUUUCCUGAUUUCCCAGGGAGCUCACAGUUUUCUCCACAGCUCUCCAGCCCCACCCUGUGCACCUCUUCAAGGCCUCCUUGUUAUAUUAUCAUUGUCAUCUUUGCUUUGUGCUUCUACAUGGCCGCUUCUUAGCCUUUUAACAUGGUAGCAGGCAUUCUCCAUCUUGUACUGCCAUUUGUCUUCAAUCCCCCCAUGUCCUCAUAUCUUGCUCAUUUUAGGUUUUUUCCCCAGCCCCUAGAGUCAGGGAUUGACUCUAGCUGGAGUCUGGGCAGACUUGCCAGGUGUUGAGGGUUUUGGUCCUGGUCUGAUCUGUGUUCUGUAGUACUGGGCAUACUGACCUGCGUGUCCUUCUCUUAAAAUGAUCUUUCUUGGUUGCCAGGAGACUGGCAGUACUCUACUUAGUGUUCCUGGUGCCUCUCUGGUUGCAGCCUCUUGUGUGUUUACUGCAGUUCAGUCUAUCUGUCAUUAUCUGUGUGCUGCAGUUCCUUCAUCCUUAACACCUUUGAUGGACACAGCUCUGGGGAGGUACUGUGUUAAGUUACCAUUGAAAUCAGAACAGUAAGGACACCUUAGAAUCUUGGAAAUAGAGUGACAGCUCGGUGAUCAUUGCCCUUUCAACUGUGUCCAGGUGGUGGGGACCUUUUCUCCUAUUCAUGGUAGUGCCUUGGAGUGGACAGUAUUUGUUGAAUGAAUUGAUUAAAUCUAAACAAGUUCCUGGUUUUUAUGUUGUGCCAUCUUCAAAGUACAACCACCACACUGUGUUCCUUUACCCCAAACUUUUAAAAUGUGUGAUAACUGCUGAUUCCUGUUUGUGCAACCAGUCACGCUGCCACGUGCAUAUAUGGGCAUGCAUGAGUGUAUCUGUACCCCUGUGCAUGGCAUAUUCAUGUGUGUGUGUGUGUGUGUGCGCGCGCACCUGCAUGUGCAUUUGCUCUGAUACCCAGGCCUCCUGCAUACCUCUGGGAUUUGGAUUGCCCCUCUGAGCUGCCUUCUCAGCCUCGUAUCAGCCCUUUUGUCGUGCUUCCUCUGGAGUGAAUCUUCUCAGAGUUGUGUCCUCAACCCUGUUCUCUGUCUGUGUUCCCUUUCUGGGCAGCCUCUCUUCUGUGGUUUUGAUGACUACCACCUCCCUAAUGUGUUCUGGCCAUUUUUCUCUGGGCCAUUAACAGUUCCAGAGCUGUGGCCUCAGCACCUGCUGCACAGGUCUGCCUGGAGGCUUCAUCUAUUCUCUACUGGCUCCUGCCUGAAUGUUGGAACAUGUGUCCUCCAGGGAAAAGCCUCAUUUGCUUUCAGUUACCUCUUGUCUGUGCUCUCCACAUCUACCCAUUCAGCAGAGUGGUUAGUUCGGUGUCUUCACUGUUCUUAAAGGCUCCUGUUCCUCUUUCACACCUUGGCCCUCUGGCCUACAGGACUCCUACACCUUGGGCACAGGGGUUAGUCUCCUUUCUCAAAUAGGGAUUAAACUGUGGCAUGAGAGUCGCCUCACCUUGGGUGGCUCCUCAUUGCCCCCAGGAUGGAGCCAGGCUCCAGAUGGUACCUAGAACUCCCUGUGCCUUGGCUCCAGCUGUCUCCUGCAGCUGCCCCACCAACCCUGGCCUGGCUCCCUUCCCACAGCCACACCCCCUCCUCUACUGGGAACAGAACCACGCCACCUCUGGCAACUUCAGCACGCUGCAUCACUAUCCCGGUCCACGUGCCACCUUGUGGGCCCAGGAGAGCCCUGGGGUUCCAGGGUAGCAGAGUGCCUGGCCGUACCUCUGAGGCCCUAGUGCUGCAGAGUUGAGCUGAGGGUCUCGUGCUCACCCUCUGACUGACCCGGCCCUAGCAGGUGAGUAGAUUGAUGUUGCUCUGAUGGCCGGAGGAAGGCCACACACCUUAUGUGUGUUCUGGAAAGGGCAGCCUUGCACCACGUGCUUGCUUACCUAAUAAACUGAGUUAGUGGAAUGCUGUGGUGAAGUUCAGUGUAGGUUUUUUUUUUAAUCUUUUUGAGCCUUAAGAUUAAAUAUUGUGUUUAUGCUUCUGAAGUAGGAACUACAGUGGACUAUUAAAUAAAGUAUUUAACUUUGGACUUACUAUCAUUUAGGUUCUAAGAAACAAAGUAAAGGCAGUUUGUUUUAAAGCCUAAAAGGUUCUCUUAGGCAGUAUUAUUUUCUUUGCUACAAUGUUAAUAGCACUUGACUUUUGGUACCAGGGAAGCGAAAGGUUUCUGUCAUUUUGUGACGAUGUUUUUAAAUCUCUUUGCAGGUAGAAGAAGAAAGGUGCCACUUUGGCAUGAAGACAGACUCGCUUAGUCGUCAGUCAUUUAAGCUGAGUGCAUUGUGAUUUCCAAUAAUUGAGGCAGUGGUUCUAAAAGCUGUCUACAUUAAUGAAAAGAGCAAUGUGGCCAGCUUGACUAAGCCGCCAGCGUGUGCAGCGCGGGCAGGACGGCACCGGGUCUCAACGGACUUGUGCAUGUUAGCUGUAUAGAUUUAUGUAAGGUUUUUAAAAACUGGUCUUUUAAAAUAGUUUUAACCACUUUUACUAUGGAGACAUAUGAGAGUCCCUCUCCUCUCCCGCGUGAGCCCGCAGGAGAAGCAGUGAUGGAGAAACGUGCUUGCCCCCUCCAAGCGCUGCCCCGUGAACAGUCUCCACCACCUCCCCUGCAAACGUCCAGUGAUGCAGAGGUAAUGGACGUUGGCUCUGGUGGUGAUGGACAGGCCGAACCCCCUGCUGAGGACCCACUCAACUUCUACGGAGCUUCUCUUCUCUCCAAAGGAUCCUUCUCUAAAGCCCGCCUCCUCAUAGACCCGAACUGUAGUGGCUACAGCCCGCGCACCGCCCGGCACGCACCUGCGGUCCGGAAGUUCUCCCCUGACCUUAAGUUGCUUAAGGAUGUAAAGAUUAGUGUGAGCUUUACCGAGAGCUGCAGGAGUAAGGACAGGAAGGUGCUGUACACAGGAGUGGAGCGCGACGCUCGUGCAGAGUGCGGUCUGGCCCUUAGCCCUGUCAGUGGAGACAUGCAUGCUUGUCCCUUUGGCGGGAGUGUUGGUAAUGGGGUAGGCAUAGGGGGUGAGAGUGCUGAUAAAAAGGAUGAGGAGAAUGAGCUGGAUCAGGAAAAGAGAGUGGAGUAUGCAGUGCUCGAUGAGUUAGAAGAUUUUACUGACAAUUUGGAGCUAGAUGAAGAAGGAGCAGGCGGGUUCACGGCUAAAGCAAUCGUGCAAAGAGACAGAAUGGAUGAAGAGGCCUUGAAUUUCUCCUACGAGGAUGAUUUUGACAACGAUGUUGAUGCUCUGUUGGAAGAAGGCCUUUGUGCUCCCAAAAAGAGGAGAGUGGAGGAGAAAUAUGGAGGAGACAGCGACCAUCCAUCUGAUGGAGAGACAAGUGUGCAGCCAAUGAUGACCAAGAUUAAAACAGUGCUCAAAAGUCGUGGCCGCCCACCUACAGAACCAUUGCCUGAUGGGUGGAUCAUGACAUUCCAUAACUCCGGAGUCCCCGUGUACCUACACAGAGAGUCUCGGGUGGUCACCUGGUCCAGGCCAUACUUCUUGGGAACAGGAAGCAUACGGAAACAUGACCCUCCUCUGAGUAGCAUCCCUUGUCUGCAUUACAAGAAAAUGAAGGACAAUGAGGAGAGGGAGCAAAACAGUGAGCUUGCCCCUAGUGGGGAGGUAUCCCCUGUCAAGCCCCUCGGCCGAUCUGCAGAGCUGGAGUUUCCCCUGGAAGAGCCUGACUCCAUGGGGGCCGACUCGGGGCCCCCAGAUGAGAAGGACCUGCUGGGAGCUGAGGCUGCCCCUGGGGCCCUGGGGCAGGUGAAGGCCAAAGUUGAGGUGUGCAAAGACGAAUCAGUUGAUCUUGAGGAAUUUCGGAACUACCUGGAGAAGCGUUUUGACUUUGAGCAAGUUACUGUGAAGAAAUUCAGAACUUGGGCUGAGCGGCGGCAGUUUAAUCGAGAAAUGAAACGGAAACAGGCGGAGUCCGAGAGGCCCAUCCUGCCGGCCAAUCAGAAGCUCAUUACUCUAUCUGUGCAGGAUGCACCCACGAAGAAAGAAUUUGUCAUUAACCCCAACGGGAAAUCCGAGGUCUGCAUCCUGCACGAGUACAUGCAGCGUGUCCUCAAGGUCCGCCCAGUUUAUAAUUUCUUUGAAUGUGAGAACCCAAGUGAGCCUUUUGGCGCCUCGGUGACCAUUGAUGGUGUGACCUAUGGAUCUGGAACUGCAAGCAGCAAAAAACUUGCGAAGAAUAAAGCUGCCCGAGCUACUCUGGAAAUCCUCAUCCCUGACUUUGUUAAACAGACUUCUGAGGAGAAGCCCAAAGACAGUGAAGAGCUUGAGUAUUUUAACCACAUCAGUAUUGAGGACUCGCGGGUGUACGAGUUGACCAGCAAGGCCGGACUGUUGUCUCCCUAUCAGAUCCUCCACGAGUGCCUUAAAAGAAACCAUGGAAUGGGUGACACAUCCAUCAAGUUUGAAGUGGUUCCUGGUAAAAAUCAGAAGAGUGAAUAUGUCAUGGCGUGUGGCAAGCACACAGUGCGAGGCUGGUGUAAAAAUAAGAGAGUCGGGAAGCAGUUAGCCUCUCAGAAAAUCCUGCAGCUCCUUCACCCACAUGUCAAGAACUGGGGGUCUUUACUGCGCAUGUAUGGCCGUGAAAGCAGCAAGAUGGUCAAACAGGAGACCUCGGACAAAAGCGUCAUUGAGUUGCAGCAGUAUGCCAAGAAGAACAAGCCGAACCUGCACAUCCUGAGUAAGCUGCAGGAGGAGAUGAAGAGGCUGGCCGAAGAGAGGGAGGAGACGCGGAAGAAGCCCAAGAUGUCUAUUGUGGCAUCUGCCCAGCCUGGUGGCGAGCCCCUGUGCACUGUGGAUGUGUGAGGUAGUGGUGGACCAGGCAUGAGGGCUGCCUGCUCUGCUGCUGGGGAGACUAUGCACCGCUCCCUCUGCAGCCUCUCACUUCUAAUCUAAGUUCCUCCCCUGCAGUCCCAUGUCUGAGGGCUGGGGCCAGAGGGGUGGGGCUCCAGUGUAUGGUGACAGCCAGGGCCACAUACUGUACCGUUUCCUUGUGGGCCACCCACAGGUCUGAGGACAUGUUCAAGCAUCAACUUAUCCUGCCUGCACAGGUGGAAGCUGAGCGUGGAGAUGACCUCUGCUUGUAUGGAUUUGCUGCAGACUGGUUUUAUGAAGGUUUUUAUGAAUUUUAGUAUGUAACAUGCACUGACAAGAAAUGAUAGUUGGAUGACAGAUGAAAUGAGAACAUGAUGGCCAAGACCUAUGGCACCCUGUGCCCAGGGCUCCUGCGGGCCACUGCAGGGACCUGGUCAGAAGGCAUAUGCUGGCACCCCAUCCCCUUUCCUGCCUCCUGUGUUUUUCCUUUUUCUCUGAAAAUGUUAUAAUAGGAAUGAGUAUUUCAGACCAUUUUGGUUUAAAAUAAACACAGUUUUAGCAUCAGAA